AUGGAACAAAAUCUCGCUAAUCGAAAUUUUUGCCAACGACGAUAUGUUCGCUUGGGUAUUUUAGUGACGAUAGUUUGUGUACUAGUUAUCUUAGGAUUAGUGAUUGGCUUUAGUAUUGUACCACAUAAUUCUAUAAAUGAUGACAGUGGAAUAAUAAAUAAUCAAACAACAAGAGAUAAUAAUUUCUAUCAUUCAUCUACCGCCAUAUCAACAACUGUUCUCUCUAGAAAAGUUAUUUCUAAUAUUAAAGAAACGGAAACAUUACCACAAAAUCAAUCGAUUUUAGAGUCGUCGUGUUUAAAUAUACAACGAGACGAAUUUCCUGUAAUAAUCAUUGAAAAUGGAGAGUUAUUAGUAUGCGGAGGUCGUGUUUCAUAUGGCGGUCGAACUCCAGAAGGUCCAUUUUGUGAAAUCUAUUCUUCAUUAAAUCGGGAAUGGCGAAAAUUUCCUGAUAUGAAUGUAGGACGACGUGGUUUAACACUGACGUUACUUUCGGAUAAUAGAAGUGUUUUAGCUAUUGGUAGUGGGAAUAAAUAUGAUGCAUAUACAGCAGAAAUAUAUGAUAGAGAUAUGAAUAAAUGGUUCUUUGUACCGAAUAUCAUGAACGUAGGUCGCAUGGACCAUACGGCAACACUUAUGCAAAAUGGUCAAGUAUUGAUUGUUGGUGGAGUGGCACCAGACGCAUACUCAUUCCUUUCCAGUACUGAACUUUAUAUUCCAUCAUCGAAUACAUUUGUUAAGAAAGGUAAUUUAAAAACAGUUCGAUAUAAACAUACAGCGAUAUUAUUGACUGAUGGACUCUCAGUAUUAGUUAUCGGUGGCCCAGUACUACGGCCAGAGAUUUACAAAGCAGGAGCUUGGCACUACACCCUACACGACAUGAUUACGCGACGCCAGGAUUGUGCAGCUGUAUUACUUUUUAAUGGAAAUAUAUUAAUAGCAGGUGGUAUCGAUUCAAAAUUCAACACAUUGUCAUCCGUUGAGAUAUUUCAACCUGAUACUGAAACAUUCUUACCCGUUCAACGAAUGGCAUGUGCUCGUUCUGAUUUUACACUUACACGCUUACCAACAGGUCAGGUAUUAGCAGUUGGAGGUCAAAACUAUUUAGAUGACGAAUGCUUACGUGUCACCGAACUCUAUGAUCCAAUAACUAAUCAAUGGCAAAGUACUCGGCAAUUGAAUAAAGCUCGUUAUGAUCAUAAAGCCGUUCUUAUCAAUAAUAGUGUGUUGAUUUUAGGUGGUGAGACAACCGACAAUAACUAUGAAUUUACUUGUGAAAGAUAUGAUCUAUAA
Adineta steineri is the source of this 1293-nucleotide messenger RNA. Lineage: Eukaryota; Metazoa; Rotifera; Eurotatoria; Adinetida; Adinetidae. The record is from the annotation of a GenBank genome assembly.